Verruconis gallopava is the source of this 835-nucleotide messenger RNA. RefSeq lists its product as uncharacterized. The coding region runs from base 71 to 742 and encodes 223 amino acids. The transcript has 2 exons. The record is from RefSeq and is a predicted model, not a curated record. Lineage: Eukaryota; Fungi; Ascomycota; Dothideomycetes; Venturiales; Sympoventuriaceae. Gene Ontology annotation, molecular function: protein binding.
GCCACUUUCGAUCUCUGGAUAACAUCAUACACGAACACACAGAAAUACUCCGUUUCACAAACUGUAGACAAUGGCUGGCAUGACUGAAUUGGCAUUUGCACGACAAUUCCUCACUGCACUUGACUCGCGGCCCAUCAAAUUCUCCAGCGACCACGUAUUGGAUCCCAAGCAGUAUCCCGCACAAGGCGCAUAUAUAAUACCUAAGCUGUCAUCGCAACCACUUAAAAGGAAGCGACAGCCGUCGACAGCAGCACCGGGUGCUGAAAAGGCACCCAUCAGCAUCACAGUCUCACUCAAGAACAGCAAAUCGCCAACCGCAUCAUACACUCUUGAAUCCCAGCCUCUGACAUGUAGCGUAUUCGAUCUAAAGUCUGCGUACGCGGUAAAGUCCGGUGCACCGAUAGACAAGAUCAAACUCUUGUACAACAAGAAACCUACGACGGAUUCAAAGACGCUCAAGGAUUUACUGGGUGACACAGCAGAGUCGACAAAGGAGGUUGAGUUCACAGUCAUGGUGAUGGGUGGGAUACCUGCAGGUGUAAGCCCGAGAAUACAGUCUCCAGAGCUUGCUACUGAGUCUGUGGCACCGGCUGCGCAAGGCGUUAGCGGGGCAGAUGUUCUGAAGGAGGAAGAGUUCUGGAGGGAUCUUCACGGCUUCUUGCAACAGAGGAUACGGGAUGAAAGUGAAGCAUUAAGAUUAUCAAGUCUAUUUAGAAGUGCUUGGCAAAAAGGUUCAGUAUGAACUCGAGUUGCAUAGCCUAAAUAAUAUCCAAGUGGCAUCCACCUCUUGUUGCAUACAUGUCGGACACAUCUAAAUUCUCUUCUAAAAAAGUUC